UGUUACUAAGGGUUACUAAGAGCGAUAACAAAAAUCAACCAAUCAGAAUGAUCAAAUAAAUACUGCCUAACGUUUCUGACACACACGGACAGAAGAAAAAACACUAUUUGUAUCAGUUAAUCAGUCUGCUAUUAACUUAAGCGCUAACACCAGUGCCUCUCAGAAUGAACCAAAUGAGGACAGAUGAGCGAUAUCAGCUGCCUGUUUACCAGCAAAAAAUGCACAACCAGUACUGGGUUUCAGUCAACGUCCGAUGGUUGCCAUGGGCAGCACACACACCAAAUCCUCCACCAGGAACCACUGAGUACCACAGAAAUGCUUUGAAUGGCAUGCUAUCACUUCCAGGCACCCCUAGCGACUUGACUGGCUGCCAGCUGCGUAACCCGACCUCCAGCCUCCCUCAGGGUGUUGCAGGGCCCAGUGCUCACAGCUCCCAGAAACCCAUUGAGGAUGCCUUACAGAAGAGGGAACUCCGCUUAAUGAAGAACAGGGAAGCUGCCCGCGAGUGUCGGCGAAAGAAGAAGGAAUAUGUCAGAUGCCUCGAGAAUCGCGUGGCCGUGCUGGAAAAUCAAAAUCAGACUCUGAUAGAAGAGCUUAGAGCCUUAAAAGACAUCUGUCGGCACAAAGUCGAGUGAUGAGGAGCCGGGAUUGUGUGGGUCUGUUUCUGUGACGCAUCUUGAGGACUCUGUCUACAUAAAAACACACACUGCCACAAACACACCCCUUGUAGUUGCUGUUUAAUCUGUUUACACGAUGAUGUCAGUGUUUCAGGCUCUGAGUUAUCCAUGCACCACCACCAGCAAGCAUAAGAACCUUGUUUCAGGAGUUAGGAGUGACUAUUUUAAGCCAAGCUUCUAGAGGAAGCAGGCCAGUAUGGAUCACAAUGAAACAGCAGAGGUUGAACCUGAACAUGUCACCAAUGCCUUUGCAUUAUCUUAACUGCACUGCGUUUUACAUUCCUUCACAAUUUUACAAUUUGGCUCAGGGGAAUUCAGGGGAAAAUGCUGCCAGAAGCCAAAUUAUCAAACAUCAGGGCUCAUGCGACCUUCAAGGCUGAAGUUUUUUUUUUUUUUUUCCAUUUUAGGUCUGAUGUCUCCAACCAGUGGCAUGAUUAUUUAUUUGAGAUAGUUUGCCAAACAUUUUUUGUAAUUUUGGAGAUAUUGCGGCAUAGCUGAGUGUAUAUUUAGCCGAAGUAUCUGUUUUUGUACGAUUGGUAUUAAACUUGCUGUUUUAUUGUUUUUUGCCUCUUUGUUUCUGUAUCUUUGAAUAUCAAUUUUAAGUCAUAGAAGUGCGCUUUGUUUUAAUGACACAUUUGUUGCUAGAUUCUCUGUGUUUUAUUUCUCCUCUGUAGCACGAAUUGUCACAAUUGAAUUUUGAAUGAA
This is a messenger RNA of Archocentrus centrarchus (flier cichlid), 1382 nucleotides long. Its product is annotated as cAMP-responsive element modulator. Gene Ontology annotation, biological process: regulation of transcription by RNA polymerase II. Gene Ontology annotation, molecular function: RNA polymerase II cis-regulatory region sequence-specific DNA binding; DNA-binding transcription factor activity, RNA polymerase II-specific. The transcript is spliced from 5 exons. The record is from RefSeq and is a predicted model, not a curated record. NCBI's taxonomy places the organism in Eukaryota, Metazoa, Chordata, Actinopteri, Cichliformes, Cichlidae. Bases 165 to 635 code for a protein of 156 amino acids. Gene Ontology annotation, cellular component: nucleus; ATF4-CREB1 transcription factor complex.